UUCCGAACUUCUGUUACUUUUCGUUGUUAUUGCACAGAAGGUAGCUCAAGCUCUCUCCCUUGUCCAUACAAAACUAGGAGAUGAAUGUCAUCCCCAUUUCAUAGUUUUCAUGUACACUAUUCAAUCUGCAUCGUGCGUCUACUUGGCUACGAAUUGGGCAGAAAUCGCAGUUGAGGGCCGUCAGUUGAUUCUUGACGUGAAACACACGCAAUAUAUCAGCAUCAUAAUCUACAUGGCUCUGUUCGAACUGGCCAUCAGUCUGCUGAUCACGAAGACCUUCGAGACUCCUGUUCCCGAAUGUCGACUGGCUAAGCUAAUCCAGUCGGGAAAUAUAGCCCUGCUGGUUCCCUAUGCCCUGUUUGCAGUCUCGGCCUACUUCUUCAUCAUGGCUCUCUACAACGCCCCCUUCACCCGAGCCAGAUUUCUCCGGUCUGUGGCAGCCGAAACUAAACACCGAAACGGGUUCAAAGUGUUGCGAGUGCAGCACUGUUUCGGCCAACUGAUGAGAGAAUGUGCUAUCGGCUUAGUGUACAGUUCGACCUUCGGGGCUAAGUUGGCGGUGGAAUAUAUCACGGAUGACGCCGAAACCAUCUUCAUAGUACGCGCCAUUGCUACUUCUGUGGGCUUCGUUGCUCUUUCUCUCAACUCAUUCUAAACAUAUCCUUCUAACUGUUCAGUUCCUGAUAACUCACACUUAAACCUUGAUACUAAUGACAUGAAAAUUAUGAUGAUGGGUUCUACUGAAAAACAAUACAAAAAAUUUAUUGACAAGGUGCUAGAUAAU
Messenger RNA from Symsagittifera roscoffensis, 784 nucleotides. RefSeq lists its product as uncharacterized. The record is from RefSeq and is a predicted model, not a curated record. Bases 110 to 655 code for a protein of 181 amino acids. The transcript is spliced from 4 exons. Lineage: Eukaryota; Metazoa; Xenacoelomorpha; Acoela; Convolutidae.